This is a messenger RNA of Ooceraea biroi (clonal raider ant), 2604 nucleotides long. RefSeq names its product general transcription factor II-I repeat domain-containing protein 2B-like. The record is from RefSeq and is a predicted model, not a curated record. NCBI's taxonomy places the organism in Eukaryota, Metazoa, Arthropoda, Insecta, Hymenoptera, Formicidae.
AACGUACCAUUUACAAAGCGACCACAGCAGCGGAUAGCAGCAAUCAUUAGCGGUGAGAGUCUUUGUAUUUUCCUUUUAUCAAUUCAUACUUGAUGAUGGAUAAUCAAAAGUAUAUUCAAGAAUUUGAUAGAUCGUGGGAAAUUAAUUAUUUUUUUAUUUAUAUUUUCAAUCGUACGAUUUGUUUACUUUGUGGUUUCGAGCCUUCAAUAAUAAAAAAGUUUGUAAUAGAUAGACAUUUCAGACGUUGUCACUCGGUACAAUACUCCAAUUAUUCAGAUACAGAAAAAUUGAAUAUCAUCGAAGCGUUAAAAUUAGUUUAUCAGGACAAUGUAGUAUCUUCUCCUCCUGAAAAUUCUUCUGAAAAACCUCUAUUAGCUUCUUAUGCUAUUUCCUUACUUAUAGGACAAAAUUCAAAACCAUUUACUGACGGUACUUUCAUAAAAAACUGUAUCAUCGAAGCAGUAAAAUCUUUCGGUAAUUCAUUAACAAUCGAUGAAGCAAUGAGCAUUCCGCUCAGUGCAAAGACUAUAACGUCAAGAAUUACUGACAUCAGUAAUUCUAUACAGGAAAAGUUGAAAAAUCUUUUAAUAUCGUGUACGUAUUUUUCUUUAUACAUUAAUGAGAGCACCGACAUUCGGCACAUAAGUCAAUUGAGUAUUUUUAUUCGAAUCGUUCAAAACGAUUUCUCAUGUGUCGAGGAGCUUUUAGAUUUCGUCCCGUUACAUGGCACAACAACGGGUCUGGAUAUUUUUUUAGCUGUCGAAGGAGCGCUUAAAAAAUUUGACAUUGAUCUUAGUAAAUGUUCUUCGAUUACAACUGAUGGCGCAAAAGCUAUGAUAGGUUCAAAAAUAGGAUUUGCCGGCCAAUUAAAGCAGCGAAACUUUAAUAUUCCCGUUAUUCAUUGUAUAAUACACCAGGAAGCACUUAGUGGCAAAGUCGUAAAAUUGUCAACAGCAAUGGAAACAGUAACCAAAAUAAUUAAUACAAUUAAAGGUGGACAGAAAUUUCUCAUGCAUAGAAAAUUUCAAUUAUUUCUUACUGAACAUAAGGCUAUUCAUACAAAUGUCCCUCUCCAUUGUCCAUCACGUUGGCUUAGUGCUACAAAAUGUUUAGAAAGGUUUUUUGCGAUAAGAAAAGAGAUCUUCCUUUUCUUGCAAGAAAUGAAUAACUCCAAAUUUCAGGAAUAUAUAUCUCUUUUAGAAGAUGUUACAUUUCUUUCUGAACUUGCUUUUAUUACAGACAUGACUAAUCAACUUAGGCUUCUCAAUUUAAAACUGCAAAGACAGAAUCAAAAUAUUUCCCAAUUAGUUAGUCAUGUCGAUUCUUUCCGAAGGAAAUUACAAUUAUUCAAAACUCAUUUAAAUAAUGACAUUUUUCAUUUUUUUCCUUCUUGCCAGAUUCUUCUCGAAGAAUACGGCAGUAGCUGUAAUUUUAAACAAUAUAUUUCUAUUGUAGAUUCUCUUAUAACAGAAUUUGAUACACGUUUUACUUGUUUUGAAAAACUUAGAACCGAAUUAAUUCUUUUCGAAAAUCCCCUUACAGCACCAAUCGAAGAACAGCAUCUUGACUUGCAAAAUGAAUUGUGUGAUCUACACAAUGAUAUUUCUCUUAAAACGGUUAAAGAAACCGGUGCUGAUUUUUAUAAAAUUUUAUCACACUCAUCAUACCCUAAGCUUCGUAAUUUCGGACUUCGAAUUUAUUCCAUGUUUGGAUCCACAUAUUUAUGUGAGACUUCAUUCUCAAAAAUGAAAUUCAUAAAAAAUGAAAAACGUUCUUCUCUAAGCGACAAUUCUUUACCGCGUCUUAUGCGGCUUGCUACGUUUAAUAUAGACAUUGAUGUUCCUUCUCUCGUAUCUAAAAAAUCUCGAAAGUCGUCUGAUCAAUAGGAAUAAUUUUUAUUUUAUUACUUUAUUUUGUUAUUUAUUAUUUAAAUAUUCUGUUUUAGUUAGGUAGUUAGUUAAUGGGUCGCUUUAGUCAUCAGUGGAUUAGGCCUACUGGGGAUACCACUUAAAGAAAACGCGUCAACAAUAGUACCUCACGGGUGACGUGGAAAACUAUUGGAAAUAUACGCGAGUCAUACGUUCCUGAGCCUCGAGCGGCUCGUAGGCUGCGCGCGGAACGCUGAGGUAAGGGGAGCAGCGGCAGGCGGAGCGAGUUGAAAAUUGGCCGCGGAGUGCAUUUCUUGCCGAGCUUGGCUAUAGAUCCUGUAGAUAACAAAGAAAAUAUUGAAUAUGUAAUUCUUGAUGAAGUUGAUCAAAAUCCAGAGAAAAAUGAUCCAGAGGAAGUACUUUCGUGUCUAAUGGAUAAUAAAGCAAUCGAUAACUGGAAAUCUUGGGAUUCUGUUGAAGCUGUGUUUUAACAUUGACCAUUUGCACAUUAUUAAUAAGCUUUCAAUAUAGUUUUUCUUUUAUGCGUUCGGAGGCGCAACUAUCGUUAUCCGGUCGGAAGUUAUGUGGUGACAUCUAUACCGGUAAUUCUAGCGUAUCGCCACUGGCUUGCUUUUGCGUUAUUCGAGUACGAGCCGUGUAACAAAAAGGUUGCUUGUGCACUUAAAUAAAUAAUUGCUAUUUCUACAUCUCAGAAAUAAACAUGACUGACUCGUUA